Molecule: messenger RNA, 837 nt
Organism: Trypanosoma conorhini
Lineage: Eukaryota; Euglenozoa; Kinetoplastea; Trypanosomatida; Trypanosomatidae
Exons: 1
Coding region: 1-837 (278 amino acids)
Source: RefSeq, a predicted model, not a curated record
AUGCUUCUUCGCAGCACGCGGCGUCCAGCGGGGCAGAAUGACCGGCAUUACGCCGUACUAGGAAGCAGCGGUAAAUGCAACAAGAACGAUUCUCCGUACGCUGUUGACUUACCUGCGUUUCCACAGCCGCGGGCGGCUUCCGGCAGCAGUGGCGCGAUAGAGACCAUGCCGGGGAUCUUACACGUCGACGAAGCCGGGUCCCAACAUGGAAAGACUCUGUCAGGGCACGGAGCGACUCCCUCGCGCACAGGCCUUUUGGAUCUACCUGAAAACGCGGGAAGAGGGGCAGAGGAUGAAUAUGACGACGGCAGGGAUUCGUCCUCUUCCCCUUCGAGUGCCUAUGUGCGUCACCGUCGCUACGAAAAUCCCUUCACCGCCUAUCAGCCGGUGUCGGAUCCGUACGACCGCCACCGAGAAAUUGAGCGGCAGCAACGGUUUAUAAAUGACAGCAAACAACUAGGACGGCCAUUUAUUCCAAGUGGUGGGCGAGCGCUUGAUAGGCCGACGCGUUACAUGUUGGGCGAUUGCGUUGCUGCCAUUUACCGCACGGUAGCGCGUGACUGGCCCGAGGCAGUCCCAAUGGUCAUCUCCACCGCGGAGGAUCUCAUCGUCGUUUACAUGAAAAGGGAGAGAGUGCACAACGCGCGCACGCUGCUGCGUUAUAUGAACAACUCCUUGAAGCGAAACGAGGCGGUGCGCACGUUCGACUUACGAAAAGUUCCGGAGGGAUGGGAUGUCAUUACGGAUGACGGGCAUUUGAUGUACACCUUCAAGCCGCCAUGGGUGCGACAGCGGCGGUUUCUACCAGACCAAGUAGUGGCCCGCAAAGCUCAUUAG